AGUUGCCAAGGAUACAGAUUAUGUGUCAUGCAUCCGGGCAGUUCGAACCUCAUGAAUGCGCACUUUCUCAGUCCCAGAGGAAUUUCAUGUGGCCCAAAAGGGUGUGUGUGUAUGUGUGUGAGAGAGUGUUUGUACACCGAAUGACAACAAAUGAAGGAGUUAUUGAGUCUGAAUCGUGAGGAUCCGUGCCAUCGUGGGCUAGAACUUCAUCAGUAAGAAACACCAGACGGUGUUACUAACAUGGCCGAUGAUAGCGAAUGGGUCUUGGAGAGCAUUGCUGGAUACCUUGGUAGUCCAGAAUGGGUGAUACCAGUUACCGACUUUAUGGAAAACAAGUGCACAGUAUUUGACGAUGAGGACGAAAACAAACUGACUUACACAGAAAUCCACCAGCAAUACAAAGAAUUGGCGGAGAAGUUGCUAGACAAUUACAUGCAAGAAGUGGGCAUCAACGAGCAGCAGUUUGUGGAAGCGUGCGCCUCUCCUUUUGCAAAAUCCAAAACAUUGCAGGGUGUACUCCAGCCAGUUCUGGCCUCAGAUGACUUCCAGAUGUUUCGGUCCCUGAUGGUCCAGAAGAACAUGGAGCUUCAGCUUCAGGCCUUACGUGUGAUAAAAGAGAGGAAUGGAGCGCUGCCUGAGUGUUUGAUGGAUGGAGAGGACGUUAUGGGCGAGCUGGAACAACAGGAGAUGAAGAUUUUACAGGAAGUGCUCCGGAGGUCAAAGGAGGAGUAUGACAUGGAGAUGGCUCGCCGGACGCUGUUGGAGGAGGAGGUUGGAACCACGUCCAGCAGCUGUUCCAUCCCAUCUGUGCCCAACGGAACCGGCCCUCACCAGGCACCUCCUUUGGCCCCUGCACCGACGGCCAACAGCGCCGGCAAGACGAGCAGCACCGCAGCUAAGAAAGAAGAGAAGAGACUGGUGUUAGGAAAAGGAGAUAAGGACCAGAAGAGUCCAGCCAAAACGGGCGGCGCCAGUCCUGUCAAACCGCCCGCAGAGCGAGGUGGCAGUGAUGGCAAGACUCUCCCUGCGGUGAGAGCGCCGGUUACAGGUGCUCCUGUCUCACCCAAAGAGAAGAGCAACAGCAACAGCCAGGCAGCCGAGAACUGGCUAGAGGAGGCACAGAAAGAAGCGGGUAUCUCCAAGCCAUUUACGGAGUUGUCGGCGUCACAGCAGGAGCAGCUCCAGCAGAGGGCACUGUACCUGAGACAGCAGCGUGACAAGCUGCAGGCCCUGAAGAAGGAGCAGCAGCGACCCAAACAGGGCCAACCCGAAGAGGCACCAGCAGCCCCCACCGCUGCACCCAGCACACAGGAGAAUGUCCCCAAAAAGGCUGUGAGUGCUAGUAAUGGCAACUCCUCACAGCCAGGGGGCGCACCUCAAGGAGACCAAAAGCCAAAGGAAAUAUCGGUAGAGGAAAGAAAGAAGUUACAGAAACGGAAACACCUAGCAGAAAAAUUAAAAGAAGAGGUUAUCAAGAAGUAGCUCUUGCCUUUUGAAGCCCUUCUUGACCACUGAGAGAUUACUGUUAAAAAUGGACUAUAAAUAUACCAGGAGACUGGAGAAAGAUGCCAUUAAAAUAAAGCAUUUGAAACUGUCCCGUAUGUAGAUGUGAUUUAAAUCAUGCAUUCUAUCUAUGUAAUACAUAUAUGCUAAUGCUAUGUUUAAUAAACAAUUUUAUAUACCCUCCUUUUUCACUUGGCAUUAGCAAGUAUGAAAGUAGUAUGAUUUCACCUAAGGAUCAGGUACUGUUCAUCAGUAUUUAAACGUCUUCAUUCCACUUAUAUAGCAAACUUACAUGUCACAUGUUGUGCAUAACUGACCUGUAACAGGCAUUCUUCCGGCUCACACAUACUUGGGCAUACAACAACAUUAAGCUAAAUGUUGCUAUGUGUUCGUUUUCAUUUUGUGUUGUAGCUUGAUCUGCAUAUGUGCUGUCAAUGGGUAAUGCUGUAUGUUGUUUUGUAAAUAUUGUAUAUUCUGGUUUGACUGCUGUAUUGUUAAGGUACCCAUCAUGUGUGGAGAUCAUUGUCUUGAGGACACAAUUACAUAUUGUCAUUCAAACUGCACAUCUGUGAUAUGCAAAUAAAGUAUAGUUCUCUUUGGCUAUAAUACCGAA
Molecule: messenger RNA, 2116 nt
Organism: Clupea harengus (Atlantic herring)
Lineage: Eukaryota; Metazoa; Chordata; Actinopteri; Clupeiformes; Clupeidae
Gene: cfap36
Product: cilia and flagella associated protein 36
Cellular component (GO): ciliary base; axoneme
Source: RefSeq, a predicted model, not a curated record